AUGGAAAUUGUGGUGGCGGAAGCGUUGAAACCAAGCUUGAGGACAGAGUCUGUUUUUUCACAAACGAUUAACGAGGAAAUUUUGUGUUUGAACGCGAACAACGUUGUUGUCGGUGAAGAUUUCUCUGUCGAUGACUUGCUUGAUUUUUCAAACGGUGAAUUUCAACAUGGUUCUGUCGGAAAAGAAAUUGAUAAUUACGAGGAGGAAGAAGAAGAACAUGAGAAAAACAGCACCACCUCUGGUUCGGAGCAUGACCGAACAGAAGACGACGGGAAUUCUAAUUCCAUGACGUUUUCCGGUACCGGCGAGUCAGACUCCAUUUUUGCCGGCGAAUUAGCAGUUCCGGCUGAUGAUGUUGCGGAUUUGGAAUGGGUGUCUCACUUUGUAGACGACUCUUUGCCGGAGCUUUCUCUAUUGUAUCCGGUUCAAGCCCGGGUCGAACCGGAACCUAGACCAGGCCCAUGCCCAACCAAAACUACUUCUCAUCUCACCUUAAUUCGCAGAAAGCCUAGAACCAACAAGACUAGAAGGCCCAACUGUAACACGUGGUCAUUCAACCCUAUUCUGUGUAAAGCAAAGAAGCAGAGGAAAAAGCCCGAGGCCCAAACGGGUGGAGCUCAGCUUCAGAGACGGUGCAGCCACUGCCAGGUACAGAAAACGCCACAGUGGAGAACUGGUCCGCUUGGACCCAAAACAUUAUGUAACGCUUGUGGUGUUCGGUAUAAGUCCGGUAGGCUUUUUCCGGAGUAUAGACCGGCUUCAAGCCCGACGUUUUCUGGUAAUAUCCACUCGAACAGCCACCGUAAGGUUUUGGAGAUGAGGCGGAGGAAGGAGACGGAAGAACCGGUAUCCGGUCUGAACCGGAAUCAAAUGGCGUCGAAUUGGUGA
This is a messenger RNA of Lathyrus sativus (Indian pea), 888 nucleotides long. The record is from the annotation of a GenBank genome assembly. NCBI's taxonomy places the organism in Eukaryota, Viridiplantae, Streptophyta, Magnoliopsida, Fabales, Fabaceae.